AUGGUCUGGGCUCGAGUCCCGCCCCGUGGGGAGGGGGUUCAUAGGCUCGUGGGACCUAAAUGUACCAACGACAAGAUAACGCGUGUUGUCAGGCCGAUCCAGGCAUUUAGACUAUACCAUGUCUCCCGAAGGAUGCUUUUCCGUUACCACGGCCACGGGUUUCAACUUCUGGGAUACUCACUUGUAGACGCUCUGCUUGAGCAAGUCGGACGGCUUGUUGAUGUGGGCUGUCGUCAGACGGUCCAGACAGAGGGCGCCCAGGUUUCCUGCAAAGGAGAGCACGAAGAGGAGGCAGAAGAAGCACCAGAUGCAGAUCAAAAGGCGGGCGGAGGGUUUAUCGGGUGGACGAAAGGAGAUUCCCUGAACAAUCAACCCAAAAGACAAGAGCAAGAAAGGAGGUAG
Protopolystoma xenopodis is the source of this 402-nucleotide messenger RNA. The record is from the annotation of a GenBank genome assembly. Lineage: Eukaryota; Metazoa; Platyhelminthes; Monogenea; Polystomatidea; Polystomatidae.